Messenger RNA from Salvia hispanica, 812 nucleotides. The record is from RefSeq and is a predicted model, not a curated record. Lineage: Eukaryota; Viridiplantae; Streptophyta; Magnoliopsida; Lamiales; Lamiaceae.
GUUCAUGGCAUUAUAAAUGGUGGGGGCAUCCAACACAGCAGACACAUUGAGUGAGAACUUAAUUAGAGAUAUAGAGCAAUGGCAUCCUCAAUGAUCUCCACCGCCGCCGUGGCCGCCCGCUCCGCCCCUGCUCAAGCCAGCAUGGUGGCUCCUUUCACCGGACUCAAGUCCGUCUCCGCCUUCCCCACCACCCGCAAGACCGCUGACAUCACCACCAUCGCCAACAACGGCGGCAGAGUCUCAUGCAUGAAGGUGUGGCCCACUGAGGGACUGAAGAAGUUCGAGACAUUGUCGUACUUGCCACCACUAACAAGGGAGCAACUCUUGAAGCAAGUCGACUUCCUUAUCCGCACUGGUCUCAUUCCUUGCCUCGAAUUCGAGUUGGACCCAAAGAAUGCAUUCCCGCACCAUGAGAACAACAGGUCCCCAGGAUACUAUGACGGAAGGUACUGGACAAUGUGGAAGCUGCCCAUGUUCGGGUGCACUGACCCAGUCCAGGUCCUCAAGGAGCUCGAUGAGGCCGCCACCCAACACCAGGAUGCCUUCAUCAGAAUCAUCGGAUUCGACAACAACCGUCAGGUGCAGAUCGUCAGUUUCAUCGCCCACAGGCCCCCGGGCUACUAAGCAUUUUAUGGUCCUUUUCGAAACCAUGGAUUUUAUUUCAUGAGGACGACUUGUUUGUAUAUUUUCAUUUAUUUUUUGUACCCAAUUUGUGAAUUUCCUUAUUCCGUUUCUAUUCUGGAUUCCUAUGGAAUAGGAUUUGAAUGUAUGAGGAUAAAUAUGCAUCAAUAAUCAUUGUUUUACCCAAUAAA